Messenger RNA from Trichoderma breve, 5163 nucleotides. RefSeq names its product type III restriction enzyme, res subunit domain-containing protein. Gene Ontology annotation, cellular component: Swr1 complex. The transcript has 3 exons. Lineage: Eukaryota; Fungi; Ascomycota; Sordariomycetes; Hypocreales; Hypocreaceae. Gene Ontology annotation, molecular function: histone binding; ATP binding; ATP hydrolysis activity. The record is from RefSeq and is a predicted model, not a curated record. Bases 1 to 5163 code for a protein of 1720 amino acids.
AUGCCCGAGACCGCGUCGCCAGACCAUGUUAUCCUCGACGCGGACUCUCUGGCUGCCUCAUCAGCAGACGCACCCCUAAACACUCACGCCAGUGACGCGCCGCCCGUCGAGCCCGAGGAUCGGGAAGCUGCCGUCGAAUCUCAGGCGAAUGGCCAUGCCCAGCACGACGCGACGCCGGCUCAGGCAAAUGGCCACGUGCUGCAGCAAGCGGAAGCCAUGGACGACGCUCGUCUCGACGACAGCGAACGGCCUGCGAAGAGACAGAGGACCCGGAAUGCGACGCCGCCGCCGCCGGCUAUUCGCAAGCUGAAGCCCAUCUCGCCACCGUGGAAGAAGAUCGAGGCUGACGGCCCAACAUCGUACACUGAGAACGGGCGGCGCAAAUCCGGUCGUAUCAAUAAUUCGUUGCCCAUCCCGGCCGAGCCGUCCAACCUGAAUCCGAAGCGCAAUACUAGACAUUCUAUGAAUGGAUCGACAGGAAGCACGCCCAAGGAGAGCUCGAUGACUAAUGGCAAAACAAGCAAGAUGGCAGGAGGCAACGCAUCCAAGCAGAAGCCCUCGGGCAAGGCCACGCCAGCCAGCACCACGGCGUCCGAAUCGAACUCGAGAUACGCUUCCAGACGAGGCGCUGCUCCAGAGCCCAGGUCAUCUUCACGACUCACACGCCGACGAACUCCCUCACCUCCGCCACAAUCCCUCAGACACUCCACGCGCACACGAAGAACACGGCUCAGUGAUGUGUCUGCUGCGGCUGAACAAGAUGCUGGCGGCAACAUCACUAAGCAUAAUACCUUUGAAAGCUCCGGCAAGUCACCUCGAGUUAAGCUGAGGGUCUCAUCUCGGCUCGGUGUGAUUCCGCUGGUUCAUCCGGACCAGGUUCGCAAACGACCACGCAUUGGGACUGACUUUGACGAUUUCUGGACUCGAGCGGGAGAUAUUCCGGUAGAAGAUGGCGGCCUCAUGGCCUCUGAGGAUGGGCCACCGUAUACAGACGAAAUGGCACAGAAUGAUGCACGCAUAGUUCUCCGCAUUGAGAGGGAGGUCGAGCCGGGUGGGCUUCUUUCGAUGCAACGCUGCUCCCUAUUCGUGCCUGAAGGAGAAGAGGAGCCACCAAGGCAAUGGGCUCGACAAGACCAUAUGACAAAAGCUGCUGCCAACUUUCGAAAGCUCAUGGUAGUAGAACAACAGCGCCAUCGAUCAACAGCCAAAAAGCUUGCCGAAGCCUGUCGUGAAGAAUGGCUAAGGCGCCAACCCAAAUCUGCCGAAGAGAUAGAAUCGGAAGCAAGGGCCUUGUGGCUAACACGGUAUCGGGUUGUUCUCAAAUCUCUCACUGGUACUUGGGAUAAUGUACGUGCAGAGGUUAACAGACGGCGAUUGGCACAAUGGGAGGCGGAAGAGCAAAAAAGAGUCAAAGCCGCGCUUAACCAGGCCGUCAGUCUAUCGGAGCAGAAAUUGCAGGCUCGCCGCGCCGGAGGCAUGGAUUCUGAAUCUCUUUUCGACGAGGAUGAUGGCUUUGAUGAUCUGAGCGACAGCGCUAGCGACGAUGACGGAGACGAAGACGGAUCUCGUCUGUCUUCCACAGAGACUGAUGGAGGCAGCGGCGACGGCGAUGAUAGCGAUAUGAUGUCUUCUUCCGAAGACGAAGACGAAGAAGAUCAGAAAGACGUGGCAGACGAGGGCCUCACACAGGAACAGCUACGAGCGAAAUACGCCAAUAUACCUGACCUGAAAAUACCUAAGAAAGCAGAAUCAAUUGCCGAGAACACGAGCCAAAGCCCUGGCAACGCAGGAGAGUCAGACGCUGAGACCAGUGAUGAAUCAGUGGAUAUGGAUGACGAUUUAGGAUCUAGUGAUUUUGAUGGUAGUGGCGAGUCUGGGGAUGAGGGGUCAACAGAUGAGUCGGGAUCUGAAGAAGAGGCCAGUGGUCUGCUGGGACUCUUUUUUGGAAAAUCAGAGCUGAAAGAAAUGAAGAAAAUCGAGACCAAGGCUGAAAGUCCCGAAAACGGCGAGACGAGCGGUCAAACUGAUGCACCCGAGCCGGAAAUCGCACAGCCAGAUGUUGAGAUGGAGGAUGAGGAGGAUGAGGAUGAAAUGUCGCUUGUCCGCCACCCCGAUUCUAUCAAUGGUGAUGGCGCAGAUGAUAACGGAAAUGGUGCUAAUAAUACGGUGGAAACCAAGCCGAAUGGCGUGGAAAGCGGAACGGAACAUGAUGAUGAAAGCAAAGAGCCUAGAAUUCCUUCAGACCAUGUCGACGUUGAUACAGAAAACGUUGAUACAGAAAACGUUGAUCAGGACAUAGCGAUGACAGAUGCUCCAGAGACUACAGCCAGCGAUGUGCCAAAGUCGGAAGAGCCUACAAGCACAGCAACUUCAGAGAAAUACGCCCAUCCAGAAACAGGGGCUACGGAUGUCCAUUCUGAUACCUCACCGAGUACAUCACUCACAACAACCAUGGACACCAAGUUAGAAUCGAAGCAAUCCGAUAGCGAAGUAUCGCCGCUGAAAGAGACUGUACCGGUAGAGUCACCCACCACCGUGGCCCGAGUCUCAACACCUCAAUCCGCAGCCCAAGUUCCAACACCUCAAUCCACGGCCCAUAAAAUAGAAGUUCCGUUCCUCCUGCGGGGGACACUACGCGAGUACCAAAGACAAGGCCUCGACUGGCUGGCUGGCCUGUAUGCAAACAAUACCAAUGGCAUCCUGGCAGACGAGAUGGGUCUGGGCAAAACGAUCCAGACCAUUGCGCUAUUAGCGCAUCUUGCCUGUCGUCACGAAGUCUGGGGUCCUCACCUGGUCAUUGUGCCCACCAGUGUAAUGCUCAACUGGGAAAUGGAAUUCAAGAAAUGGUGUCCUGGCUUCAAGAUACUUGCCUACUACGGCUCUCAAGAGGAGCGGAAGAGGAAACGCCAAGGCUGGAACAACGACGAUGUUUGGAACGUCUGCGUUACUUCAUAUCAGUUGGUGCUUCAAGACCAACAGGUGUUUAGGCGACGCCGAUGGCACUAUAUGAUUCUUGACGAAGCACACAAUAUCAAGAACUUUAAGUCACAGCGAUGGCAGACGCUGCUAGGGUUUAACACACAUUCACGCCUGCUCCUCACAGGAACUCCGCUUCAAAAUAAUUUAACCGAGCUGUGGUCGCUGUUGUUUUUCCUUAUGCCUGCGGAGAACGGCGUCGGGGGAUUUGCAGAUUUGCAAGAGUUUCAUGACUGGUUUCGCAAACCUGAAUCACAGAUCUUGGAGAACGGGAGAGACCAAAUGGAUGACGAAGCCAAGGCCAUCAUUGCAAAGCUGCACAAGGUUCUGCGACCGUAUCUUCUCAGACGUCUCAAAGCGGACGUGGAGAAGCAAAUGCCCGCCAAAUACGAACAUGUCGAAUUCUGCCGACUUUCAAAGCGCCAACGUGAACUGUACGAUGGCUUCCUAGCACGCAGCGAGACGAGAGAUACGCUGGCAUCCGGCAAUUACCUCUCCAUUAUCAACUGUUUGAUGCAGCUGCGCAAAGUCUGCAACCAUCCUGACCUGUUUGUAGACCGUCCCAUCAUGACAUCCUUCCGCAUGCGCAAAUCUAUAGUCGCGGACUAUCAGGAUACGGUGAGAGUUGUGCAGCGGUCUUUGGUUGCAGACAGCCCCAUGAGCACUGUCAACUUGGGUUUUCUCAACCUAGUGCCCACUCAGCAUGAGCAUCUAUCUACCACGAAGGCGGAUAGUGUAGCCCAACUGAGCUCCCACCGCGUCCUCAUGGAUCUUAGAGAGGCUCAGAAAUGCCGAGCUCAAAAUGCCUACACAACCCUCGACCCGGCUACGGUAGAGUCGAAUAUUGCCUAUGUUGAGAGUGCUGCCCGGUGGGGCCGCUUCGAGGAACUGCAACACUGCGUCUACCUCAACGCCCUUCGUCGGCAACAAAGGCCGAUAUAUGGCAGCAACGUCAUAAGCUUGCUGAACAUCAACGCCCAUGACCGUCUACGCAAGCCCCGGCCUAGAGUUCCCCGAAAAAUUAUGGAGUGGUUCGAUUCCGACUCGGCCUUUGUACAGGCACUAACUCCAUCCCUCGAACAAAGAGCUGAUAGCUUCAAGACUGCCAUCGAAAAAUUCUCCUGCGUCACGCCCGCGGUGGUGACUCGGGACUUUAACCAGCUUAUUCUGGGUCGAAAGGGUGUGGAGGCAUUUACCGAUGAAGACCUCAAGCUAUCAGCACCGUUUCCCGAUAAGCGUCUUCUUCAGUACGACUGCGGCAAACUGCAGGCACUAGACAAGUUGCUGCGCAAGCUGCAGGCUGGCGGCCACCGCGCCCUCAUCUUUACCCAAAUGACAAAAGUCCUCGACAUCCUAGAGCAAUUCUUAAAUAUUCACGGGCACAAGUACCUCCGACUAGAUGGUGCUACCAAAGUCGAGCAGCGCCAAAUCUUGACAGAUCGGUUCAACCAUGAUUCACGCAUUCUCUGCUUCAUCCUGUCCACUCGAUCAGGAGGUCUGGGCAUCAAUCUUACGGGCGCAGACACAGUCAUCUUUUACGACCAGGAUUGGAAUCCGGCCAUGGACAAACAGUGUCAGGACCGAUGUCAUCGUAUCGGCCAAACGCGUGACGUGCACAUCUACCGUCUCGUAAGCGAGCACACUAUCGAGGCGAAUAUUCUUCGUAAAGCAUCACAAAAGCAGAUGCUUGACGAUGUAGUUAUUCAGGAGGGCGAGUUUAACACGGAUUCGUUCAACCGCCCCUCAGUCAGAGAUGUCCUUGGCGAGAAGGUGGAUUUUAUGAGCGAAGGCGUUGCUGCGGCAGAUGCCGCUCUUGAUCUAGUCCUUGGCGGAUCGGAAAGCAGCAAUGAUCAGCGCCGUGUUGGUCGCGUUUUUGAGCAAGCGGAAGACAAAGAAGAUGUCGCCGCCGCACGCGUGGCAGAGAAGGAGAUAUUGGCCGACGAUGCUGACUUUACGGAAAAGGCUGGUGGAGCUACCUCUGGCACCUCGACAGCACGCCAAGGGACGCCAGCAGUCGAGCCCGGUAUCGACGUAAUUGAGGAGUAUAACGCUUGGGGCGGACGAAUGGGCAACGUUGAUGACUAUAUGCUUUCUAUCAUGACCGAGGAGUUGAAACACACGAAACUGGAGCUGCCAAAGGAUAAGAAGAAGGGCAAGAAGAAGGGCAAAGACACGAGGAAACGAUAA